CUAGACUGACCUUGAGAGUGUUCACCCGAUGACAAGGACCAAAUGGGGCUUAUAAACCAUUGUGAGGAAUUUGAAUUAAAAUUAGCAUCAUCUGAUGGAUGAUUUUUUGACAUUUGAUGAUGGCUUAUUCGAGUCCAAUGAGUGCAAAGAAGGUUUUUUAUCUGUCUUUCAUCCAAAUGAAGUGGGAAAUCUAGAAUUUUUAUCAGGCAGCGAUGAGGAGUGUUUAAAGUCUUCAAGCGAUUGGCUUUAUUUAUCGAAGAAGUACGACGAUUGUCUGCAGUGUUUGCUUAGACUGUGGGACCGUGUUCAUAAUUACAAUGGGCUUCUUAAGAGAAUUACUGCUGAUGCUAUUGUUAGGUGCUGUUUGAAACUGAACAAACGAUGUGAAUUGCUUCCUUAUCUCCAACAGCACAGCCAAUUAUCAGUAAGCUAUGAGGAUUAUAUUGGACACUUGAUGCUUCAUUUUACUUGUUCAAUAAACGAAACAACGCAAGAUCGAAUUAAUUUACUCCAGCGUCUUCUAUUGGCACUUCCCCCAUCAUUUGUUGACGAUUCAUCAAUAUUUAUUCAUGAAAAUCUAUUUAAACACUCUCAAUUAUGGAUCGACUUAUCAGUUGCUUGGGAUCAAAUUCAGAUAGAGACUAGGACAAUGUAUUGUCCUGCAUGGUUUUCUAAGGUAGCAUUAUUGUAUGCUGAACUUGUUAAUACUAAUUCAAAGUUAAAUGAAACUUCACUUACAUGGACUGAUAAAUUUCUUAAUCCUUUACAAAUCGAAAUAUGUCGUAAACUAUCAUUACGUAUUUUAACUACAUGUAGCAGUAGUGGUAGUUCUUCAACAGGCCCAUCUGCUACUACAAUGCUAAGUAAAGAUAACGGUGCAUCUAGUCACGAAAAUGGUGUACAAUUCAAUGGCGUUACUGUUACUUAUGAACUGCCGUAUAUUCCUAGUCAGAAAUGCUGUUCUACUAAUACUACUAUAGACACUAACAUUCAAGAUGAAGUCGGACACGUGUUCUUCCAAGUAUUUAUUGCUCCAUUCAUGAGUAUUUAUGAAAAAUCAAUUUAGAAAACACCAUGUCUUUUGAAAAAAAAAGUUGUCACUAUGUGCAAUAUCACUAGUUCCCUUUCAAUACACAAAACUAAGCUGUUUCUUGUUCAUACAAUCAGUUAGAAAAUAUGAGAAUGUUGAAAUACUGGGUUACUA
Molecule: messenger RNA, 1204 nt
Organism: Schistosoma curassoni
Lineage: Eukaryota; Metazoa; Platyhelminthes; Trematoda; Strigeidida; Schistosomatidae
Source: the annotation of a GenBank genome assembly